This is a messenger RNA of Hypanus sabinus (Atlantic stingray), 1392 nucleotides long. It is a transcript of the gene th2, whose product is annotated as tyrosine hydroxylase 2. Gene Ontology annotation, biological process: dopamine biosynthetic process from tyrosine. Gene Ontology annotation, molecular function: tyrosine 3-monooxygenase activity; iron ion binding. The transcript is spliced from 12 exons. The record is from RefSeq and is a predicted model, not a curated record. Bases 1 to 1392 code for a protein of 463 amino acids. NCBI's taxonomy places the organism in Eukaryota, Metazoa, Chordata, Chondrichthyes, Myliobatiformes, Dasyatidae. Gene Ontology annotation, cellular component: perikaryon; axon; cytoplasm.
AUGAAGACCGAAACUGCUCCCCAGUACCUCGCGGAGAGCAGGACGAACCCGGCCGAAGACAUUCGGAACAGCAGAAGUCUCAUUACUCCUCCGGCCGAGUUCAGCAACCAUCGAGACGAUUUCAACAUUGAUCAGGUUUUGUUGACUCUCGUCUUUAAACUUCAAGACGCCAAAACCGUUGGGUUCUCCCACGUCCUCAAGCUGUUCGAGGGUUUGGGAGUCCGGAUCGCUCACGUAGAAAGCAGAGCAACGCGAAACGGAAAGGCUGGGCCAGACGAUUUGGAUUUCUUCAUCCAGUGUGAGCUCCCCAGUGCUGGAAUUAACCCUCUGGUAAACUCGUUACGAAGAGUGGCCGAAGACGUCAGCACCAUCAGGGAGGAGAACGUCCCGUGGUUUCCCAGAAGAAUACGAGAUCUUGAUGGGUGUCAACGACUGGUGACCAAAUUCGAGCCCACCUUCGAUGAGGACCACCCUGGAUACCGGGAUCGGGAGUACAGAGAACGAAGAUCUCAGAUCGCUAGACUGGCUCUGAGCUAUAAACAGGGAGAAUCUUUGCCAAGGGUGGAAUACACAGCGGAGGAGACAGCAAUCUGGAAGGAGGUCUACACUAAGUUGACCACGUUGUACCCAAGUCAUGCCUGUAAGCAGUUUGUGGAUGCUUUCCAUAUGCUUGAGAAGCUCUGUGGAUACCGCGCCGACAACAUCCCUCAGCUUCAGGACGUCUCCACUUUCUUGCAAGAGAGGACAGGUUUCCGCUUGAGACCCGUCGCUGGCCUGCUGUCCACCAGGGAUUUCCUCGCCAGCCUGGCGUUCAGGGUAUUCCAGUGCACACAGUACAUUCGGCACCCGGCAUCACCGAUGCACUCUCCCGAACCAGACUGCUGCCAUGAAUUGUUGGGGCAUGUCCCCAUGUUGGCUGAUAAGGAAUUUGCACAGUUCUCCCAGGAACUCGGUCUUGCGUCGCUGGGAGCAUCUGAUGAAGAUAUCAAGAAACUAUCAACACUUUACUGGUUUACAAUUGAGUUUGGCCUCUGUAAGCAGAACGGAUCUCUGAAAGCCUAUGGAGCUGGUCUUCUCUCGUCCUACGGAGAGUUAAUGUACUCACUGUCCGGGAAGCCUCAGUACAAAUCCUUCGACCCCGAGGUGACCGCUCUCCAGAUCUAUCAGGACCAGACCUACCAGCCGGCCUACUUUGUAUCGGAGAGUUUCGAAGAUGCAAAAUCCAAACUCUGGAUGUAUGCCUCCAAAAUCAGGAGACCUUUCUCACUGCGCUAUGACCCACUGACCUGCAGUGUGGAGAUCCUGGACAAGCCACACAAGGUCAAGGAUGCACUGGCCCAGGUCAGGGAAGACCUGAGAAACCUUUGCUCUGCUCUCAAUAAACUUUCCUAA